AUGCGUGGCGCGAGGCUGCUGGAAGGCGCCGACGCCGAGCCUCUUCUGUCGCAGUGCCGCCAGAUGGCGAGCGAAAUGGAGGCGCUCCGUGCGAGCGAGCAGCGCCACCGCGCGCUGGUGGGCGAGGACGUGGGAGGCGCCCGCGCCGCGGAAAGCGAGGAUCCGUCCACGCGCGCGCAGUGCCUGCGCGGCAUCGAGUCCGCGCUGGCUGCCCUCGGCGCGGAGGACGUCGACGAGCCCGCAGCAGCAGCCAUUAUGCGGGCGGCGGAGGACGCUAGGGCGCGCGAGGAGGAAAUGCACGAGCGGCUGAACGAGGCUGCCGCACGCGAGGAGGAAAUGCGCGAGCGGCUGGACGAGGCUGCCGCACGCGAGGAGGAAAUGCACGAGCGGCUGGACGAGGCUGCCGCACGCGAGGAGGAACUGCGCGAGCGGCUGGACGAGGCUGCCGCACGCGAGGAGGAAAUGCACGAGCGGCUGGCGAGGCUGCCGCACGCGAGGAGGAACUGCGCGAGCGGCUGGCGAGGCUGCCGC
Trypanosoma conorhini is the source of this 531-nucleotide messenger RNA. RefSeq lists its product as uncharacterized. The annotation marks the transcript as partial. The transcript has a single exon. NCBI's taxonomy places the organism in Eukaryota, Euglenozoa, Kinetoplastea, Trypanosomatida, Trypanosomatidae. The record is from RefSeq and is a predicted model, not a curated record.